AUGUCUGCUGAAGAUGAAGAGCAGUCGAUGAUCCAGGACUGGCAGGCUGCCGUGGAGGACCUCAAGGAUAAUGUCCGCCAUGAAAUUUUAACCUUGACCAAUCUCGCCAGAGAACUGACCAACAUUGCGUACCCCAUCGCCGAGAUCCUGGAACAGCACAUCAAGAAGGCACCCCCCCAGAGAAAACUGCCAGCCAUCUACCUGCUCGACUCAAUCGUCAAGAAUGUUGGCACGCCGUACACUCUGUUCUUUGGCAAGAACCUCUACUCGACCUAUAUGGAGGUGUAUGCCUCGGUCGACCAGAAGACCCGUCACAAGCUGGAAGAGAUGCUGCAGACCUGGAAGGAGCCCGUGCCUGGCUCCAUCGACAGCACGCCCGUCUUCUCUCCUGAUGUGGUAAGGCCUAUCGAGAAUGCCCUCAUCAAGGCCAGGACCUCUGCCCUGCAGGUGCAACAGGAGCAGGCGCGCAGUCAGAUGCGCAACAGAGGCGGUCGGCCGCUGCCAGGAGCACUCCACCGCUCGACGCCCACGCCCCCCAACGCGCGCCCCCCUUUCAGUCAACCUCCUGCUCAUGUAGGCAUCAAUGGUCAGCGGCCCGAGUCAGCCUUUGGCCAGCAGCAAUAUCCACAGCCCCAGCCUGGACUCAGCAUAGACUCUUUGAAUAAUGACAUGGAUCAACUCAUCGUUGCUGUCGGAGCCGCGUUGGGAAGGUCACCGCAUAGUUCUGACACGCAGGCAGAGCUGACGGCACUCCUGGCUCUCCAGGGACUGCUGAGGGACAAGCACAGGAAUCUGCCACAGGACCAAUUGGUGGCUGUCAGAAAUCAAGUAGAUCAGAUUGCCGUAAAAUACCGGGUGUCAUUUAUUGCCCGCCAGAGCGCCACCGCUGCUGCUCCUCCAUUUCAUGCUCCUAUGCAUCAUCAACAACCUCAGCAGCAGCAGCGUUCUUCAGCUGCAUCAGUAGCCCCCGUGCCACCUCCCUCGGCGCCGCCAGCUCCUGUCUCUCUCGACUCGCUGCUGGGCAAGGGUACUCUGGCUGCGCUACUAAGCCGACAGUCUGCAACCCCUCAACCUCAACCACCAGCAUCGACACCUCAGAUCCCACCAGCUGCCGCUGCUGCUGUUGCUGCGCUGCGCUCACCCACGCCUCAGCGUGUUGAGCCCCAAAAGUCAGCCACGCCUGACCCCAUGGCUCUUCUUGCCUCGUUGCGAGGUGCUGGUCUGCUGUCCAACUCUGCGUCACCGUCAGGCCAGACGCUACCAGGCAGGCCGUUCGCACCUCCUCCUGCUAUACCUAGCAUCGCGGCGACCGCAAAGGCAGGGCACGUCAUAUCAAGUGGGGAUAUCAGCCUGACUGUCGCCUCGCUCAAGCAACCACGUCCACAUCUCGUCCACUCCCUCUACGAGGCUCUUGGGCCACAAUGUACCCAGUGUGGUAGAAGAUUCCCCACGGACGAGGAGGGAAAGAAGAAGAAGACGGCUCAUAUGGAUUGGCACUUCCGAGUCAAACAGAGGAUGGUGGAGGCGGAGCAGAGAGGCCAGCAUCGAAGCUGGUAUGUGGACCAGGCUGACUGGAUCCACAAUGUUGAAACCAUCGACCUCGAACACGUCGAUAAUGCCCACGGCCCCAACGCCAACUCCUCCCAGCCAGCCUCGUCGGCCCCCAAGAUCCAAUGGAUCCCUGUGCCUGACGACGGUGACACCAUCAACACGGUGUGCCCCAUCUGCCAGGAAAAGUUCCAAACCAAGUGGCUUGACGAGGCGCAGGAGUGGGUGUGGACAGACACGACCCGUGUGGGCGGCCGGGCCUUCCAUGCGAGCUGCUAUGCCGAGGUCACCAAGGAGAGCGGUGCCACGCCGCUAUAUGGUGGUGGUGGUUCGAGGGUGACACCGGACCGCGUGCUGGGGAAGAGAAAGGCCGAGGAUGAGAUUCUCAGCCUUCGAGGCGGACGUGUCAAGACGGAUGCAUGACCUGUUGAAAAAA
This is a messenger RNA of Cryphonectria parasitica EP155, 1984 nucleotides long. RefSeq lists its product as uncharacterized. Gene Ontology annotation, cellular component: cytoplasm; mRNA cleavage factor complex. The record is from RefSeq and is a predicted model, not a curated record. Bases 1 to 1971 code for a protein of 656 amino acids. The transcript has 7 exons. Gene Ontology annotation, biological process: termination of RNA polymerase II transcription. Gene Ontology annotation, molecular function: ubiquitin binding; mRNA binding; phosphatidylinositol binding. NCBI's taxonomy places the organism in Eukaryota, Fungi, Ascomycota, Sordariomycetes, Diaporthales, Cryphonectriaceae.